UACGUCUUUUUUUCCUAAUAUCGUCUUGGUUUGUAGCACCAUUACUAAGAAAUUUCAGAUAAUAUCUUCUUACAUGAAUUUCUAUAAACUUUAAUGGUGGAAUUCAAGUUUAAACGGUACUACUUUACCUUUUAACGAAUAUUUUUUCUUUCAGUUAAGAUAACAAAGAUGCAAAUGUCUCACUAUUGCAGCCCCUAUUUUCUUGGGAUGAAAAUAAGAAGCAAAUGAAGUUGAAAAGGAGGCAUCGAAGGAAGGUGAAACUAUCCGAAUUAAUGUGAAGAACAAACCUUCUAGUGGAACAGGCAUGCUUUCAGCUACAGGAUUGUUAAAUGGACAUCCUGGAACUGUAAAGGCCAAAACUCUAAGCAUAGCACCACUCCCCAGUGGAGGAGUGAGGAUUCAGUCUCCUCUCCGACCCCCUCCCAAUGAUUCUGCAGCUGCUAGGAUGACUUUGGGAAGGCAUGAUACUACUCUUAAGGGGCCUAAGGAAGUUGCUAGACAUUCUGCUGAUCCACUGGCAAAUCUGUCACAACUGGAGAAGAAUCUUCCUACAACCACUGGAACAGGUUCUAAGAAGUCCACUGCAGCUGGAUGGGCUGCUUUUUUAUCAUGUUAGCAUUUGACUGUUGGUGGUUCGGAUCUUUGUCUCCUGUUGUAUUUAACAAGCUGAGAAAAAUUGAAAAGAAAAUUCAUAACUGAAGGAAUUUCAAUAUGUGCUCCAUCUUUGGAGGAAUAAUUAUUCUCGAAAUGUGUUGAUAUCGUUCUUUUGACA
Molecule: messenger RNA, 772 nt
Organism: Coffea arabica (coffee)
Lineage: Eukaryota; Viridiplantae; Streptophyta; Magnoliopsida; Gentianales; Rubiaceae
Source: RefSeq, a predicted model, not a curated record